AUGUUUUUGAAAGGUGAAAUGAACAUCACCUGUGAUGAGGCGUUUCGCAACGCAAUCAGCGAUUUCUUCGAGGUGGUCCUCGAGAGCGAUCGGAUAGCCAGUAUGGUCAAGUCUGGCUCAUGCUCGAUGUACGACAUUCGCGAAGUGUUUAUCACCAAUAUUGAGAAACGAUUUCAAACUCACCAGCUCGUCGAGGGUCUGUCCAAGGAGAGUGUGGUGAGCGCGUGGAAAAUCAAAUUUGAUCAGAUAUGUCGCGGCGGUGAACGACCGUGCCCCGUCGCAAUGACUCUGGCUGUUCCACAGGCCGAGGUCACAAAUCCGAGCAAAGAUCAGCUGUACGAAUUGUUAAUGCGCACUCUGACCAUACAGAAAUACGAGCAUCAAGUGUUGUACAAUGCUUGUCAGCUUCAAAAUCCCUGCUUGCUUGCUUGCUUCUGUGUGUGUAUGCGUCUACGACAUCCAGUCGAGCCACUCCGGCAAAAUGCCCUACUCAUUUUCAUUUGUGCCGGAUACGAACUUAUCACCAUGAUCCGAUCGGAUGAUGGACCGAAUUAA
This is a messenger RNA of Echinostoma caproni, 555 nucleotides long. NCBI's taxonomy places the organism in Eukaryota, Metazoa, Platyhelminthes, Trematoda, Plagiorchiida, Echinostomatidae. The record is from the annotation of a GenBank genome assembly.